AUGUUAACCCAAGCUGAAGAAUUUGUCUUAUCAAACAAUUGGACUGUAUUGGAGACAGAUUUCCCCUAUGAUAAACUCUUUCCAUUGCUUGUUUCUAAUCAUAUUCUUGAUGUCUAUGAUCAGUCAAAGUUGCAAUCGCUGCAGGAUCAUAUUAUUAGAAAUAGAACUUUACUUCAAUUAUUGCAGGAGAAACCUGUAGGUACAUUUCAAAAAAUUUGCCACCUUUAUAGCCAACUCAGUUCUGUUCAAGCAGAAAUAGGUUAUCAAUUACUCCAAGCUAUACAGGACUAUUCGAAAGAUGAAGUCGAUGGAAAGUGUCCCAUUCUUGAUCCAGAGCAAAGCGCCAAACCUUACUUGGAUUUAAUCUUUCAAACUAACAUCCCGAAUGACGUCAAAGUAGUCAAUUUAAAAAAGUUUUACGAAGGCCUCCAUCUGAAGCAGUUUAAGGUCAAAACAAUCGUGUCCAAGAGUGAUCUAACGAUAGAAGGUAAACUAAAAGAGUUAUUCAAAAUUUGGUGCAACGAAAAACAAACUGAAGCAACCAAAGGAGUUUUUGUUCAGGCUUUGUACGAUGCUGGAUUAGAUGAAGCAGCUAAAUUGGUAUCCAUAUCCAAGAGGUAG
Trichoplax adhaerens is the source of this 621-nucleotide messenger RNA. RefSeq lists its product as uncharacterized. Lineage: Eukaryota; Metazoa; Placozoa; Uniplacotomia; Trichoplacea; Trichoplacidae. Bases 1 to 621 code for a protein of 206 amino acids. The transcript has 2 exons. The record is from RefSeq and is a predicted model, not a curated record.